This is a messenger RNA of Rotaria sp. Silwood2, 287 nucleotides long. The record is from the annotation of a GenBank genome assembly. Lineage: Eukaryota; Metazoa; Rotifera; Eurotatoria; Philodinida; Philodinidae.
UUCUUAAACAAGAAUAUAAAAUAGGUGAAACACAAUUAAAUGAUGCAUUACGUUUAGCUAUAAGAGUAUUUAGUAAAACUCUUGAUACAACUAAAUUAACACCGGAAAAAAUUGAAAUAGCUGUUUUACAACAUGAUGAUACAACAAAUCAAACAACAAUUCGAAUGUUAAAAGAUGACGAAUUAACAAUAUUAAUUAAACAAUAUGAAGAUGAACAAAGUAAAUUAGAAGCAGAUAGACAAAAACAACAACAGGCAACAUCAGCUGCUGAAAAAGAUAAAAAGUAA